AUGUUUUUAUAAUAACAUAGAAAAAAAUCUCAACCUUCUCUGGUUGCUUAUUAUGAAUUCAAAAUCCAGGAAAUCGGAAGCUACCCUUCCCAAAGAGUCAUAAUUACAGAACAGAACACAAAAAACUAUGCUAAUUUGAGAAUUGGUACACCUAGUCCCAUUGGUUGUAAAAGUAGAAUCAAGACUCUACCUCCACUAAAAAAAGAAAAAGUCAUCCCAUUUGAACACGAUUAUAACACUGCUUAUAGAACAGUGUUUAGCCAAAGAAAUCUUGUCAAUCUAAUGGGUGGAAAAAACAAAUGA
This is a messenger RNA of Paramecium tetraurelia, 303 nucleotides long. RefSeq lists its product as uncharacterized. Lineage: Eukaryota; Ciliophora; Oligohymenophorea; Peniculida; Parameciidae. The record is from RefSeq and is a predicted model, not a curated record. The transcript has a single exon.